ACUUGCUCGAUUUGUAUUUUUGUGAUAAAACAAAUUGAAUUUAUAUUUCAAGUUAAAAUGGCAACUACAUUAUUACGAAACGGCUUAAAGUGUGUGAUUUCGAAUGAAUUUUUGAAAAAAAAAGCUAUUUCAGCUUUAUGUUGCGAAGUAAUACCAAGGGAGCAAAACGUUAUUCAAGCAAGCUGUGAACUACAGUGUUAUAAAACAGCUCGGCGAAUGUAUAGUAAGAGAAAUGUGCAUCAAACGGGAGUCUCAGUCUCUACAAAUGAGUAUGAAGAAAGUGAUUCAAACGAUUACCAGGAAAAAGAUCAGUCAUUUUUUUGGAGAAGAAAAAUGCGAACUUUACAUAGUCAUUUAGAUGUUAAUAAAGACGGCGUUAUUAGUUAUGAUGAUUUUAUGCUACUUGGAGAACGAUUUUCUGAUUUGGGCCACUUAACUCCGGAAGCUAAAAUUGAAUUUAAAAAUGUAUUAAAUGAAAUGUGGGAAGAACAGUGGGGAGAAAUUAGUCCGUAUAAUUUCAUUUGUAUUGAAAAAUAUCUAGAAGAAAUGCAGCAUGUUCUUAAUGACUCAUCCUUGAAAAAAAAGUGUCAUCAUUUUUUGCCAUUUUUAUUCAAAGCAGUGGAUAAAGACCAAAAUGGUGAAAUUUCUGUACAAGAAUUUAAAUUAUUUUUCCAAUGCUUAGAUCUUACACAUGAUGAUGCCGUUAUUUCCUUCAGUCAUAUUGAUACUAAUGAUGAUGGUAAAAUUAGUACUGAAGAAUUUAUCACACUGGGCCGUGAAUUUUUUUUGACAAAAGAUUCAACAAAACCGAGUAAACAUUUCUGGGGCCCAUUAGUGGAUUAA
Messenger RNA from Habropoda laboriosa, 843 nucleotides. RefSeq names its product sarcoplasmic calcium-binding protein (gene CBP). Gene Ontology annotation, molecular function: calcium ion binding. The coding region runs from base 58 to 843 and encodes 261 amino acids. The record is from RefSeq and is a predicted model, not a curated record. The transcript is spliced from 6 exons. Lineage: Eukaryota; Metazoa; Arthropoda; Insecta; Hymenoptera; Apidae.